This is a messenger RNA of Ambispora leptoticha, 1125 nucleotides long. The record is from the annotation of a GenBank genome assembly. NCBI's taxonomy places the organism in Eukaryota, Fungi, Glomeromycota, Glomeromycetes, Archaeosporales, Ambisporaceae.
AUGUUCUGGUUGGUUAUCGUGUUUCCUAUUCUUUCAGUUGGACAAUUUUCUUGUGUGCAGGCUUUUGCUAGCAUCGUAACUACACUUUACACGUUUAGAAUGUUAAUAUGGGCUAAAGAUGUGACAAUACAAGUUGACAAGCACAAUAUAAAAGAGCAUUGGUCAUUUUUUGUUACGCUUUUUGAUAUUCGAAAUCAGGUGUUAGCGGAACCUCGUAAUCAGACUCGGUAUCAUCCAAUAACUGGUUCUGGAGAAAUUGCGCCACAUGUACGCAAUCUGAAAAGCGCCACUCAAUUACGACUCCCAACAAAACCGUAUUUAUUACAAUUCAUUAAAAAGCGAUUAUUUGUGCUAUUCGGAAAAUUGUUACUUUUUACGAUAAUAAGAACGUGUAUCGAAUAUAAGCGUCCCGCAGUAUAUGAUGGAUUUUAUUUUAAUCGAGUUAUAGAGCUUUUGAGAAUUUUGGCAAACAAUUAUUAUUAUAACGAAGAUAACCAAAAUGUGAAUUAUGCAUCAACUCCACUGUUAUAUGAGAUAUUUGGUUAUGCAUUAGUUGCUGGAUACCUUUAUGCUGCAGUCAAUUUCAUUUACGAAAUUGUAAUAAUUAUUAUUGCAUCAAUUCUUUAUCCAUUACUUCCGGUUGAUCAAGAAAAAACAAAUAUAAUAAUUGUGAAUGACAAUUCUUCGACAAUCAACCCCUUCUUCCUAUCACCUAAACAACAAAUUUGCGUACGAGGAUGGUGCACCCACAUGAUUUUCUAUUCUCCAAAAGUUUUGAAUAAUCCGGGAUUAUCAAUCUCACCACGUGAUUUUUGGUCAAAUCGAUGGCACCAAGUAUUCCAAGAGCAAUUCAAAAAACUCGCUUUAUUACCAACAUAUAAUUUUGUGAUAAAGCUCAGUGGAAAUAACAGUAUUGCUCAAGCUUCUGGGGUGCUUUCUUGUUUUACACUGAGUGGAUUAAUACACGAGUAUUUCGUGUACGCACUUGCUGGUAAUAUGAGCAAUUUUGGACAUCAAAUGGGAUUUUUUGUGUUCCAUGAAAGAGACAAGAUGGGAAAAACAAUUUUCGAUACGGAAAAGAAGAAUGUGGUUAUUAUUUUUGGGAAGAGAGACCGAAUUGGAUAA